Cladophialophora carrionii CBS 160.54 is the source of this 1857-nucleotide messenger RNA. RefSeq lists its product as uncharacterized. NCBI's taxonomy places the organism in Eukaryota, Fungi, Ascomycota, Eurotiomycetes, Chaetothyriales, Herpotrichiellaceae. The record is from RefSeq and is a predicted model, not a curated record. The coding region runs from base 1 to 1857 and encodes 618 amino acids. The transcript has a single exon.
AUGGAGAGACCGGCCAAGCGGAUGAAGAUCACAAACCCUGAUGUACGAAAUCCUCGAGACUCGGGUUCGAGAAGGACCGAAGGACUAUUCACCUCGGAGUUGGGCAUGCGAAGUGACGAGACAGAUAGAGAGAUCCUUCCAACCCGCACCAUCAGUCUGUUAGACUUGCAGAGACAAAAAGUAUUUGGGAACUACCAACAAUCCCCACGACCUGUUUUGCCGCGGAGGAAUGCUGGAAUCUACCUGUUACCCCGGGCUCCCGAUGCUACCGUCACAGCCAGUGUUGUCCAGGUCAACGUCAAUGACGGCACAACAACCUCGAAAGUCACCGAAGUGCCUGUGGCCACCACUGGUGCCGUCGUAUCCUUGACAGACGUUGGUUCCUUGACGACUGCCCUCUCUCUCACGAUUCCUGGUCUCUCCAACAGUACCACCCCCACUGGAUCCGGUACCGAUUCGGCUCAGGAGACCAUCACGUCUUCAACGACUCCAUUGCCGCCUGAUACAUCGACAAUUACCUCUGUUACGACGAGUUCAAGUCCACUUCCACCAGUCAAUGGAACUGUACCAAUCCCUACCACCAGUACCGAGCAGCGGACUGUCACCGUCACUGCAACGUCAACAUUCGAAAUCUCCUUGAUCAACGGCACGAUUCUCGCCACGGAGCCGUACUUUGGAGUAACCUCUACCAGGACUAAAAGUACUGGCACCGGCAGUAGCAGUGCUUCUCGAACUUAUACUUUUGGUGAACUUCCCUCCACUCCGCCGGGCUCCUCUCACGGGUCCCCUACGUCUACUGGGUCCGACUCGUCUGCAACUUCGACUGAUUACUUCGCGGGCGCUGCAGGAGCGAGUGGCGCCGGCACGACUACACCCACAUCGGACCCAGCGUCCACCUCCAGCUCAAGCUCAGAUGGAGGCGGAGGUGGGGGAAGCAGCACAGGUCUUACGCCGACUCAGCAACAAGUAGUAGGAGGCGUCGUUGGGGGCGUGGCUGGGGUUGCACUGACGCUGGUCAUAAUUCUCUUUCUCCUUCGCUGGUAUCGACGUCGGCUGAAAGCACGCGGUCAACUUCCCGAGCAGAUUGCAGCCCGGGAGCUUUCAGGCGGCGGAACUGGUGAGGCGUACCCCAUGUCGCAGCGGUCGUCCACCACUCCUCUGGCAGCUGUCGUGGCUCAUGGAUUCAAGCGCCUCCGACCUCACAGCAAUCAAACCCUUGGUACGACCGUCACUGCUGACACAACAAGUAGCGUGCCAGAGUCUGAACGUGGCUUCCAGCGAAUUGCAGGACGGAAGAUAGCCCCCGUCAUAGGCAGUGGCGGUGAUCCAUAUGGUGGGAACUACGGCGCCUUUGAGAAAGAUGUCGAUGCAGGUCCAUCGAACAUACCUGAGAUUGGCCUGUCAGGUGCUUCAUUCUACCAAGAUAACCGCGGGUUCUACGGGGGCCAGGGAGUUCAAACACCAACAAUACCCUCGUCGCCAAUCACCGCUACCUCGGCUGCAAAGACUGGAGAGAUGUCAGCCGCUACUGGGGCCGCUUCUAGCACAAGAGAUUUCGCCGACCCUCGCGUUCCAUCAGCGCUCAACAGCAGUCAAGCUUCUUUGACGACGCCCACCCGGCCCGAAGGAUAUGCUGUUAUGCGGCCGAGUCCCGCCCGGACUCCCGUAACGCUUAGUCCCGCUGCGAGCUCUAUUCGACUACCCAUUCAACAGCCUCCGAGCAUGGAUGAGCACGCGCCGCCGAUGCCAGUGUCUGCACUGCGCGAUGGUGUAGGCCGAAGUCUUGCCAGUCAAGAUGGUAGUCGAGUGAGUAAGAGCAGUGGUCGAAGCGCAGGAAGAUUUACGGAAAACAUGUGA